AUGUUUGUGCUCAUGUCAAAGAAAGCUGCCGCCGCGAGAGCUCUUCCUCCACCGACAAACUCAGCGGCUCAAUCUUCAUCACGCACACAGAACGCCUGCGAUCCAUGUAGGAUCCGGAAGUCCAAAUGUGACGGUCACGUACCGUGUGGCCGAUGUCGAACAAAGCAAAUAGUUUGCACUUCCUCUCGCCGCUUCGCCAAGGCUUCAGGUCCCAUCACUGAAGAGCACGUGGCUAUUCUGCAGGAGCAGCAGAGGAGGCUGACCCGCGCCAUCUCUAACAUGGCGGACAUCAUUAAGCAGGCAGCGUCUCACGGCUUUUCGGGGUUGGGGGACAUGUCUACGAGCCUUACAGGCUCGGAACUCUCUCCUUUUGAGCUCGCAGAAAUAUUGCAACGGUUCGCGCCGGAUAGCCAAAUGCCUGAGACUGCGACCUCACCUGUGGUCGGGUCCCAUUUGCCAUUAAAGAAGCGGAGGUUUCAUGAAAACGCGCUUCCAAAGCAACAAGUGUUAGAUGUCCAGAUGGAAGUUGGGGACGCCACACAAACCAACGACCAGGGGCUCGAGCCGUUUCAGAAGUUCUUGACGACGGUACAGCAGCACAAUGGCAACGGUCUGAAUCCGACUGCUAGUAACUUUCAGCCUUCUCUCCCAGCCUUCGAAGCACAGCAACUGCAAGCAUUGCCGACGACCGACUGGCAAAAAAUGUCUUUUGCUGAACCCAUGGGUGAUCCGAGCUUCGAUAUCCACCCACAGCUUGCACCUUUUGUCGACAUGGUCGACUGGGACGCCAGUCUAGAGCACUUUCUCAACAGCCAGUGCAGUGAAGCCAACCCCGACUGGGCCACGAUAAAUCCGGACCUCGGUCUGCAGAACGGCGCAUCACGAUGA
Zasmidium cellare ATCC 36951 is the source of this 888-nucleotide messenger RNA. RefSeq lists its product as uncharacterized. NCBI's taxonomy places the organism in Eukaryota, Fungi, Ascomycota, Dothideomycetes, Mycosphaerellales, Mycosphaerellaceae. The record is from RefSeq and is a predicted model, not a curated record. Gene Ontology annotation, molecular function: DNA-binding transcription factor activity, RNA polymerase II-specific; zinc ion binding. The coding region runs from base 1 to 888 and encodes 295 amino acids. The transcript is spliced from 2 exons. Gene Ontology annotation, biological process: regulation of DNA-templated transcription.